UGAAUCCCCCAAUAAUUCUCUCAUGCAGCAGUGGGACCUUUAGCCAGCCCUUCCUCUUUUGUUCUCUUCCUUCGUCUCUUCUCUUAUUUCUUCUUCUUGUGUUUUUUCUUUUUCUUCUUCACUCUCCCCUCAGCAGUGCCAAUGGCCCUUCUUCCAUUUAUGCUUUCACUCAUUGCUUUCUUCCUUAACCCUCACAAUGGGGUUCACUGUUACGGAGACAAGCAGCUCCUCAACCUGCAACGCCACUUUCAAUGGAACCACAAUUCAGAUACUCUUGCUUCCCCUUGUUUGUCUCGUAAAUCAAGGAAGGAGAAAGGUGCAACUAUAUUGGAAAUGAAGCACCGAGAUUACUGUUAUGGAGGAAGGCACAAAGACUGGAACAAGUUGCUUAAUAAACGCCUGAUUUUGGAUGAUCUAAGAGUUCGGUCAUUGCAAACCCGAAUCAAAAAGACAAUGUCACCUGCUGAAAAACAAGAUGUUUCAGUUGCUCGAAUCCCCUUAACUUCUGGUGUCGAACUUGGGACACUAAACUACAUUGUUACGGUCGAAAUAGGUAGUCGGAAAAUGACUGUGAUUGUCGACACCGGAAGUGAUUUGACUUGGGUUCAAUGCCAGCCUUGCAAAUCAUGUUAUGGUCAAAAAGAACCUAUCUUCAACCCUUCAGCAUCUCCUUCCUACCGAACAGUCUCAUGUAAUUCAUCUGAGUGUCAGUCGCUUGCAUUUGCAACUGGGAACACGGGAAUCUGCGGGGAAAACCCGCCAACAUGUAACUAUGUCGUUAGCUAUGGCGAUGGAUCCUACACUCGAGGCGAUCUAGCUCAUGAUCGUAUCAAUCUAGGGAAGACUCCGGUGGAAAAUUUUAUAUUUGGAUGUGGCCGGAACAAUAAAGGUCUGUUCGGUGGAGCUUCUGGCCUGUUGGGACUAGGGAGGAGUUCUAUCUCUCUGGUUUCUCAAACUUGGGCAAUAUUUGGUGGUUUUUUCUCCUAUUGUCUGCCUUCAACAGAAUCUGGGGCUUCUGGUUCAUUAGUUUUGGGAGGCAGUUCAUCAGUUUACAAUACUUCAAACCCCUUUUCUUACACUAGAAUGAUCCCAAAUCCAAAGCUAUCAACUUUCUAUUUCCUCAACCUUACCGGUGUCGGUGUUGGUGGGGUGACACUGCGAGAUUCAAGCAUCGGGAAGACCACGAUGCUUAUCGACUCCGGGACCGUUAUCACAAGGCUUCCUCCAACACUCUACAAGGCCUUGAAGACAGAGUUUCAGAAACAAUUUUCGGGCUUCCCAACCGCACCAGCUUUCUCGAUCUUGGAUACUUGCUUUAACCUUAGUGCGUAUCAAGAAGUGGAUGUCCCUACACUAAAAUUGCAGUUUGAGGGUAAUGCGGAGAUGAAUGUGGACGUCACUGGGGUCUUUUACUUUGUAAAGACAGAUGCAUCUCAGGUUUGUUUGGCUCUUGCAAGCCUCACAUUCGAAGACGAAAUCGGUAUCAUUGCGAAUUAUCAGCAAAGAAACCAAAGGGUUAUAUAUGAUACAAAAGGGUCUAGGUUGGGAUUUGCCCAGGAAAGUUGUAGUUUCUCCUAGGCAGAAAAAACUGCAACGGUCGGCAGCUUUGGAUAUUUAUACAUAUAA
Molecule: messenger RNA, 1626 nt
Organism: Hibiscus syriacus
Lineage: Eukaryota; Viridiplantae; Streptophyta; Magnoliopsida; Malvales; Malvaceae
Product: aspartyl protease family protein At5g10770-like
Exons: 2
Coding region: 142-1578 (478 amino acids)
Biological process (GO): proteolysis
Molecular function (GO): aspartic-type endopeptidase activity
Source: RefSeq, a predicted model, not a curated record